CUGCGCGACCUGACCUACGACGGCGCGCGCAAGGACGGCUGGCUCUCGGGCGGCCUCGGCCAGCUCACCGACGGCGAGACCGGACACACCAACUUCCGCGUCGACGCCCUCGGAAUAGGGAGAGGCUACGAGUGGAUCGGCUGGAAGAACGACACGCGGCAGACGCGGCCCGUCGAGAUCACGUUCGAGUUCGACUCCGUCAGGAACUUCUCGGCCGUCCACAUCUACACCAACAACUUCUUCACCAAGGACACGCAGCGUCGAGUACGAGUACGUGGUGGACCGCAUCUUCGAGAACGCGCGCAACGUCACCAUCCGCCUCCGCAACGCCGCCGCCAAGUUCGUGAAGCUGCAGCUGUUCUUCGCGCUGCGCUGGAUCAUGAUCUCCGAGGUCGCCUUCGACUCCGUUCCCUGCCGGUGCAACAUGACGCCCGAGGAGCCGCCGGCGCCGCCGACCACGCCGCGGGUGGAGGACGAGGGGGCGGUGAAGACGCGCGCGCCCGUCGUGCCGGCCCAGAGCACGUCGUCGCUGCUGCUGCUCGUCGGCCUCAUCGUGCUGGGCGCCGUCUUCGUCAUGAUACCCAUCGCACUAGGCGUCCUCUACUACCGCACGCGGCUGGCGCGGAAGACCAAGAAGAAAUCGCCGCCGGCGUCCGAGAACGGCGUCGACGCCCGGAAGGUAUCCAUGAAAAUGAAGGACCUGCACAUCAACGUGAAUCUGACGCCCAUGACCAACGGCUACUCGCGGGCCAAGGGCAAGCUGUACGGCCAAGUGGCGCUGGACGAGGAGGCGGCGGCCAUGUACCAGGAGCCGUUCAAGGGCCCCGUGCACAACCCCGGCUACCACACGCUCGGCCACUCGACCUCCGAGACGCCCCUCAAGUGCCCGCUGCCGCUCGACACCGACGACUCCGUGGACUACGCCGUGCCCGACGUCAACAUGACGCCACCGCCGCCCUUCUCCGAGGUGUACUCGCGGGACGGUGGCGUGGCUCCCCCCAUCCCGCCCAUCCCGCCCCCGCCCAAGCAGGAGUACUACGCCGCCCCUCACAUGUGCCAGUCUUCCGUGAUCCAGGGCGUCACAGGGACCGUGAUCUACGCCGCCGCAGACACUACCAACCUGGCGAAGGAGCGGUCCGUGCCCGAAGUGCCCAGAAGCCAUAUCCGUGUCUUGGAGACGCUCGGCGAAGGAGUCUUCGGCGUCGUGCAGCUGUGUGAGGUAAAGUGCCCCCCUGGCCUGGGGUCAAGGAAGGUCGCGGUCAAAUGCCUGAAGCCCGGAGCGAGCGAGGAGACGAAGGAGGACUUCCGGCAGGAGUCUAGGAUCCUGAGCCGGAUCGACGACCCGAACAUCGUCCGGCUGCUGGGGAUCGUCAGCAGCUCGGAGCCGCUGUGCAUGCUGCUCGAGUACAUGGACUACGGCGACCUGUACCAGUUCCUGCGGCGGCACGUCGCCGAGGGGAUCACGGCGCCCACGGCGGCUCGCAACCACAUGGAGCCUCGAGUCCUCAGCUACGGCGCCCUCGUCUACAUCGCCUCCCAGGUCGCCUCGGGCAUGAAGCACCUCGAGAGCUUGAGCUUCGUGCACCGCGACCUGGCGACGCGCAACUGCCUGGUGGGCGGCGGCCUCUCCGUCAAGAUCUCGGACUUCGGCAUGAGUCGGCCGCUCUACUCCAGCGACUACUACCGCCUGAGCGACUCGCGCGCGCUGCUGCCGAUCCGCUGGAUGGCGUGGGAGGCCAUCCUGCAGGGGCGCUUCUCCACCAAGAGCGACGUGUGGGCCUUCGGCGUGACGCUCUGGGAGAUCCUGACGAUGGCGCGGCAGCAGCCCUUCGACGAGCUCAGCGACGACGGCGUCCUGGAGAACGUGUCUCACUGUUACCAUGGCGACGGCUCCGGCAUGAUGCUGCUGCCGCAGCCGCCGCUCUGCCCGCGCGAGAUGUACGACAUGAUGGCCGCCUGCUGGAGGCCCAACCCCCGCCAGCGGCCGCCCUUCUGGGAGGUCCUCAUGUUCCUGCAGCGCAAGAACCUCGGGUACACGCUGGACUACGUCGACUGAGGAACUACAUUAUGAACACAGGGCAUCCUAAUUCCCUCGUAAAUAACGACAACCGGUCCGUAGAAAACGCUUCCUCACUCUCUUGGGUAUAUCCAUAAAGCAGAAUGCCUUCCGAAAUAAGUGUUAACUUCAGAGAAAUUUUAAAGGAAAACAUAAUGCUCAGCUUUAGACUUUUAUCGUGGUUUACCCUGCAGCCGAUUUAGUUCAUGGAAAACGGUUGUAGAAGGAUGACCGUAAUCCUUUAGAACGCCGACCUUACGUGAAGAAAAAGAAAAACAAGUGCAAUGUAAAAAACGCCAAAACAUGCUACCAAUACUUUCGCAUUGAAAUGCAAAUAUGGACAUAUAAUCGGCGAGAUAGAGUGGUCGCUGCAGCUGGACCUUAGAGGGAAAAUGUUAUAUAAGCAAGGAGAUGCAGUCAGACGUCAGAAACAUCAUCAGUGACGUAUUUGGGACGACCUUCAGUGUCGAAGAUCUCCUUCUGGAGGUUGUGCUAGAGGGUUUCAAUAGGGUUGUAAUGUAAUGUAAAAUCUACGUAACGUUCAACCUGAUGACUGAUGGGUAUUGAGGAGCUGGAAGGCGCCAAAUC
Messenger RNA from Penaeus monodon (black tiger shrimp), 2644 nucleotides. Its product is annotated as epithelial discoidin domain-containing receptor 1-like. NCBI's taxonomy places the organism in Eukaryota, Metazoa, Arthropoda, Malacostraca, Decapoda, Penaeidae. The record is from RefSeq and is a predicted model, not a curated record. Gene Ontology annotation, molecular function: collagen binding; ATP binding; protein tyrosine kinase collagen receptor activity. Gene Ontology annotation, biological process: cell surface receptor protein tyrosine kinase signaling pathway; multicellular organism development; protein phosphorylation. Gene Ontology annotation, cellular component: signaling receptor complex.